CGGUUCAAGAAAAAGACUCAUCCAAACGUACACUAAGAUCCGGUACGGUGUUGGCCGUGAAAAAUCGAAAACAAUGUCGACUCAGGAGCAAGCAGGGGAAGCUACAGCCUCCAACUUCAACCAAACCAACAAUAACAGCUGCGGUGGCGGCAAGAAGGAGGAGGACGCCGUUGUCAGCUUCAAGGACGCCCUCUGGAACGGCGGCUCCGCCUACGAUGCCUGGUUCAGUUGUGCUUCCAAUCAAGUUGCGACAGUGCUGUUGACACUACCAUACUCAAUUUCACAACUGGGAAUGUUGUCCGGAAUAUUACUACAAGUAUUCUACGGCUUGAUGGGAAGCUGGACUGCUUAUAUUAUCGCUGUCUUGUACCUUGAAUACCGUAGUCGAAAGGAAAAAGAAGGUGUUACCUUCACUAACCAUGUCAUUCAGUGGUUUGAAGUGCUGGAUGGAUUACUAGGGCCAUAUUGGAAAGCAUUGGGUUUGGUAUUCAACUGCACUUUCCUUCUUUUUGGUUGUGUCAUCCAACUUAUUGCCUGUGCCAGCACCAUAUACUACAUUAACGACCAACUGGAUAAGAGAACAUGGACAUACAUAUUUGGAGCAUGCUGUGCAACAACUGCUUUCAUCCCAUCUUUCCACAACUACAGAAUUUGGUCUUUUUUAGGUCUUGGUAUGACUACUUAUACCGCCUGGUAUAUGACUAUUGCUGCUCUUGUUCAUGGCCAGGCUCCGGAUGUUGUACACACCGGUCCGAAAAAGCUGGUGCUCUAUUUCACCGGCGCAACUAACAUCCUCUACACUUUUGGUGGCCACGCUGUCACUGUGGAAAUAAUGCAUGCAAUGUGGAAACCCCAAAAAUUCAAGUACAUAUACCUAUGGGCCACCGUGUACGUGUUCACACUAACGUUGCCGUCGUCGUCGGUCGUCUACUGGGCGUUCGGCGAUCAGCUCCUCAACCACUCCAACGCCUUCUCUCUCCUCCCCAAGACCCGCUGGCGUGACGCCGCCGUUAUCCUUAUACUCAUUCACCAGUUUAUCACGUUUGGAUUUGCGUGUACGCCGCUGUACUUUGUGUGGGAGAAGGUGAUCGGAAUGCACGAAUCGAAGAGCGUUUGUUUGAGGGCAUUGGCGAGAUUGCCGGUGGUGAUUCCGAUUUGGUUUUUCGCUAUUAUUUUCCCAUUUUUUGGCCCGAUUAAUUCCGCCGUCGGUGCCCUAUUGGUCAGUUUCACCGUCUACAUUAUCCCGGCCGUCGCCCACAUGCUCACCUAUAGGAAAGCCUCCGCUCGCCAGAAUGCUGUUGAGAAGCCUCCAUCCUUUAUGCCAAGCUGGACAGCAAUGUAUGCCCUAAACACGUUCGUGGUUAUAUGGGUCUUAAUUGUCGGGUUCGGGUUUGGCGGGUGGGCUAGCAUUAUCAAUUUUGUCAAACAAGUCGACACUUUCGGGCUAUUCGCCAAGUGUUAUCAGUGUAAACCGCCCGCCCAUCCAACAACGCAUUAACCGGGCCGGGUUUGGGUGUUAUUUUUCCCUUUUUCUUUUGUAAUAUUAUAAUAAAUAGAAUAUUAGGAUUACGAGCAGCAAAAUUAGGAUUUGUUCUUUGUAAAAAAUAAUGUGAUCAUGGAUUUUUAGCUAAUCUCCCAUCUUAAAAACUAAAAAUUGUUAGUUAUUGGAUAUUUCCUUGACAUUAAAUUUUUUUUUUUGGUUAAGAGAAGUUGUUAUAAACAUAAAU
Messenger RNA from Erythranthe guttata (spotted monkey flower), 1727 nucleotides. RefSeq names its product auxin transporter-like protein 2. NCBI's taxonomy places the organism in Eukaryota, Viridiplantae, Streptophyta, Magnoliopsida, Lamiales, Phrymaceae. The record is from RefSeq and is a predicted model, not a curated record.